Paramuricea clavata is the source of this 639-nucleotide messenger RNA. The record is from the annotation of a GenBank genome assembly. Lineage: Eukaryota; Metazoa; Cnidaria; Anthozoa; Malacalcyonacea; Plexauridae.
UACAAGCAUUUCAGUGGAGUUCUUGAAUGUCAUCCUGAAAUUGAGGAGAUUAUAGUCUGGAGCGACGGAUGUGGAUCCCAAAAUCGGAAUGUAACUCUUAGCAAUAGCUACAUUGCUUUAGCUAAAAAGUACGGAGUGAAAAUUACCCAGAAAUAUCUUGUUGUUGGACACACCCAGAUGGAGGUCGACAGCAUGCAUGCCGUCAUUGAAAAACGAAUUAUUGGCAAUAUCUACACUCCACGUGACUACAUUGUCAUCAUGGAAACUGCUCGUACAAGACCAGCCCCUUAUGUUGUGAAACCGGUGUAUCAUCACGAGGUAUUGAAGCUUAAUGGCGCUUACGUUAAAAGCAUCCGACCUGGUAAGAAGGCAGGUGACCCAACAGUAUUUCAGCUGAGAGCUCUUGAAUAUAAACAGAGUGGGAAAGUGAGCUUUAAGUUGAGUUUUUCAGAUGAGUCGAGUUGGAAGGUUUUGCCACAAAGAAUGAACAACCCAACGAAACCAUUCGAGUGGGUUUGCCAUUUUGAAUCUCAACUGCCAAUCAAGUCGAGAAAGUUUAACGACCUCCAGUCAAUGAAACCUGUAUUACCACAGUGGGCACAUGGAUUUUAUGACGCGCUUCCUCACGAUAGUGAAUAA